Messenger RNA from Psilocybe cubensis, 2313 nucleotides. RefSeq lists its product as uncharacterized. Gene Ontology annotation, biological process: regulation of GTPase activity; regulation of actin cytoskeleton organization. Gene Ontology annotation, cellular component: cell cortex. Gene Ontology annotation, molecular function: protein binding; GTPase activator activity. The coding region runs from base 1 to 2313 and encodes 770 amino acids. The record is from RefSeq and is a predicted model, not a curated record. The transcript has 10 exons. Lineage: Eukaryota; Fungi; Basidiomycota; Agaricomycetes; Agaricales; Agrocybaceae.
AUGUCGUACCAGGACCAGCCCACCUCCCCAGGCAUGUCCUCCACCCGCCGUCUCACCAACAGGAACACAAACCGCUACAGUGUUACCGCCCUCUUCAGCAUGGCGGCAGAGCAGGAUGUCGAGGUAGAGGAUGAUUUGGCCAGAGCGCAAAAGCGUCUUCGUGACCUCAAGGGAAAGAUCUCUGCUCAGUCGAAAAAGAAUUUCGUUCUAGAACGGGAUGUCCGUUAUCUUGACUCUCGCAUUGCCCUGUUGAUUCAGAACAGAAUGGCACUCGACGAACAACGCGAAGUGGAGCGCACGCUGGAAGAAGUUGAUCCAACAGAAGGACAUUACCCAGACGACAGAAAAAUACAGCAGUACUCCAAUCUUUUUUUCCUUCUCCAGUCUGAGCCGCGACAUAUUGCAGCUCUUUGUCGCCUUGUAUCACUUUCCGAGAUCGACACUCUCCUUCAGACCGUCAUGUUCACCCUUUACGGAAACCAGUACGAAAGUAGAGAAGAACACCUUCUCCUCACGAUGUUUCAGAGCGUGCUCUCAGCUCAGUUCGAGACUGCAACCGAGUUCGGCUCGCUUCUUCGCGCCAAUACCCCUGUUUCUCGCAUGAUGACGACAUAUACCCGCCGUGGCCCUGGUCAGAGCUACCUCAAGAGCGUCUUGGCCGAACGCAUAAACAGCCUAAUCGAACACAAGGACCUCAACCUAGAGAUCAAUCCUGUCAAGGUCUAUGAGCAAAUGAUCAACCAAAUUGAAGAAGAAACAGGCUCUCUUCCGCCUAAUCUACCCAGAGGUGUGGCACCUGAAAUAGCAGCAGAGAACAAUGAUGUCCAAGCUAUCAUCGCACCACGCCUCACAAUGCUCAUGGAGAUUGCCAACAGCUUUUUGUUGACUAUCAUUGAGAGUAUGGAGAGUGUACCUUACGGUAUCCGUUGGAUAUGCAAACAGAUUCGAAGUCUGACGAGACGUAAAUAUCCUGACGCUACUGAUUAUGCUAUUUGCUCUCUCAUUGGCGGGUUUUUCUUCCUUCGUUUCAUCAACCCCGCUAUCGUAACGCCACAGGCAUACAUGCUUGUGGAAGGUGUUCCUGCUAAGCACCCACGACGAACCCUUACCUUGAUUGCGAAGAUGUUGCAGAAUCUUGCAAACAAACCUUCGUACGCAAAGGAGGCGUACAUGAUGACCCUUAAUCCCUUCGUCGAAAAUAAUAAAGCCCGCAUCAACCAGUUCCUUAACAACCUUUGCGAGGUCGGAGACUUCUAUGAUACCCUUGAGAUGGAUCAAUACAUGGCCCUCUCUAAAAAAGAUUUGAUGAUCCAUAUUACGCUGAACGAACUUUACAAUACGCAUUCCCUCAUUCUUCAACACGUGGAGACACUGUCCCCAAACGACAAGCAACAUCUACGAAUUCUUACUGACGAGUUAGGCCCAGCGCCUCCUCAAGUACCCCGCAAAGAAAACCGAACGAUCGAGUUGAACCUGUAUAGUCGUUGGGAAACACCGGUGCACGAUAUCCAAAGUGCAUUGAUGGAUUCAGUGUCAUCAAGUGAUAUGCUGUACAUGGAGACCAAGUCUAUCUUUGUGCAGCUGAUCCGUUCGUUGCCUCAUGCGGCCGAGAAACGACCGUACAACCUUGCUGCGAUCGCCGAACGGGCAGCCACGACGAAGGACGCCGUACUUGUGCGGAAGGGCAUCAAGGUCAAGGAGAUGCUUCGGGAGCUGGAAGAGCAGAAAAUCGUCGAGGCGGCGGAUGGGUACAGGUUGAUGCAGGAAGAAGUAGCUGCAGAGUUGGUACACCUCGGGAACCUGCGAGAAAAGGUUGUGUUGGAGACUAAGUCACUGGAGGCCGUGUACAAGACAAUAUGCGAUCACAACAAUUACAUGCGGUCGCAGCUUGAGCAGUACAAGGCGUAUCUCCAGAAUGUGCGUCUGACUGCGACCAAGGACAAGGGCAGUACGACGGGUGUCGGUGUAGUUACUGUUGGUGGAAAGGAGAAGAAGCCUGUGAAGGCAGUUGUACUAGGCCCUUAUAGGUUCACACACGCACAACUGGAAAAAGAGGGUAUUAUUGUGGAGAGUAAUGUGCCUGAUAAUCGGCGACCGAAUAUCUAUUUCAACAUAACGUCACCGACUCCCGGGACGUUUAUCAUUGCACUCCAUUACAAGGGGCGCGAGAAAGCUAUUCUAGAGAUGGAUCUCAAGAUUGAUGAUUUGCUGGAGAAGCAAAAAGACAACAAGCAUCUGUUAGAUUUGGAAUAUGUCCAACUCAAUGUUCCAAAAGUUCUAGGUUUACUCAAGAAAGUAUUUGCCAAGCGAUAA